AUGCUCAGUGCGAUUGCUGCACGGAAGGCUGCUACAGCUGCAGCUGCGUCUGGUGGGGUUAAGGGUGAUUCAUAUUCGACAUCUGCAUCUACAUCGACGGUCUCCACUUCGAUAUCAACACCAAUAACGAAAUCAAAACCAAGGCCAACACCUUCGAAACGAAAACAUUCUUCAACGGGUGCGGCGUUGGACGGGUCUAUAACCGCGAAAAAGAGAAGGAGAAGGGAAAGAGAUGUACUAGAAAAGCCCCGGGCACCCAGGUCUCGAUAUUUUGAGCAAGGCAGACCAGCAGCGACAGAGGGGGAGGAUGGGGUCGGGAGGGAUGAGGAUGACGAGGAAGAGGAAGAGGAAGAUUGGGAUGGUUCAAAUUCGGAUGUAAAAGUUCAGACGACGGCUACGAGAGGAUAUUCACCUAGUCGGCCGAUAUCCCCCGACGACUCUUCUGAUGAAGAGCAAGUACAAAAUGGCAGCAUACAACCAGAACCACAAACACAAACACAAUCGCAGGUUUUAUUGACUACCUUUGUACCUAUCCCUGGACAAAACACGUUCUACCUCUCCCCAGAUGAACUCUCGCUUGUCCUAUCGGCUGAGAAAAGUACGGUACCUGCUACGCUGAUUGCACUCGGCCCCUCAGAAAACCUCACUCUCCUUGGGACGUAUCGAUUGACUGUUAUCCGUGGGUCUAUCGAGAUUGGUGGUGCCAUUCUACGUAGUCGGGUCCAUCCGGAAACACACAAUGUGUUUGCACCUCGAUCGUCCCCGGUUCCUUCCAUCCGUGUGGUUUCCUCAGCACCUUCUUCGCGUUCACCUGCUCUUUUUCCACUGAGGAUUCAACACGAAAUAGAUGCGCUUGUUGGAGAUCCUGUCUUGGUUUUAUUGCAGGAAUUACGUUCUGGGGUGGAGGCACUGGGCAAAGUCUGUAGGACGUUUGAUGGGGUUUUUGACGUGCACCCCAGGGAUGUCCUUAAUCGUAAUCGUGAAUUGGAGGAAGAAGCAGAGGACGUUCUUCGGUUGAGGUCUGUAAGAAUUAUAACUCAUCAAUCGAAAUACGUUUCUCCGCUUGUUAUUCCCCCGUCAUGGGAGAAAGCUUUGGAUGAAGUAUCCACCCAAAACUUGGAGUGCCACGACGACGACGACGACUCGGAAACAGAAAGAAAACACCCACCCAACAUAUACCUAAUCAAAGGACCCAAAAAGGUCGGUAAAAGUUCCUUCGCAAGGACGUUGGUGAAUAGGCUAUUAUCCCAACACAACACUAUAGCAUACCUCGAUCUUGACCCCGGUCAAUCAGAGUUUACACCCGCCGGAUUAAUUGCGCUUACGCUGGUUUCCGACCCCGUACUGGGUCCUCCUUGGACGCACCCGAGUGUUCCCUUGCGCGCGCAUUUCAUUGGCGCGUUCUCGCCGAAAGGGUGUCCGAGUUUGUAUGUGGAGGGUGUCAGGGAUCUGGUGAGGUUUUGGGGAGAGGAGGUUUGUUGGGGGGGAAGCAAAAGUGCGAUUCCACUUGUGGUGAAUACGAUGGGGUGGGCGAAAGGGCUUGGUGUGGAUUUGAUGAAGAGGAUUCAAGAUGUGUUGGUUGUUGAUGGGGUUGAGAAGGUUUCGUACGAGACGUGUUUUGGUUCUCGGAGCGGGAGCGAGUCUCGGGCUGUGAUGUGUGUGUAUGAAUUUGGGCAGUCGGAGAAUGAGAUGGGUAAUGGACGACAACGAGGAAUGGAUGGUUUGCCAUUGGAGAGGUCUUCGUUCUUUGGUGAAGGAGCUACUUCACGAGUCGAUUACCAUCAACAUCCUCCACCGGGAAUCCAGAUUCAUAACUUGGAACCUGUACCUGUGUCAGCCAGUAACACGUUGUCGUUGUUGUUCUCAGCGGCGGAUCAGAGAACGAUGAAUAUCAUGUCGUAUUUUCAUGCGGUAUUUCCUUCUUCUUCGUCCUCUUCGUCGUCGUAUACCGCGGCGCCCCAUUGGGAUGCUUCCCUCCCGCUUCUUGCGCGUCCGCCGUACCAGGUCGAUGUUGGACGCGCACUCGAUAGGGUGUUCCUUCUCGGAGGAGGAGGAGAGGUGAUUAAAGCCGAAAUUGAGAAUGUGUUAGGGGGCGCGGUGGUUGCGCUCGUUAGAUGCGAGCCUGGGACGUUAGAUGCGAUUGAUGAUAAUGAUGAUGAUUCGACGCAAGGUCAAAAUCAAUUGGGGGAGGUGGGGACGAAGAUACCGUAUUUCCCGACCUCGACUUCUGCAUCGUCUUACCCAUCUCCAUCGACCUCUUCUGCUGUCGGGUUGGCGCUGGUUCGGAGCGUCGCACCCGGGGGAUCUCAUUUACAUGUGUUGACGCCUUUGCCUUUGAGUGCUAUCCUCUCAUCAUCUUCGAUAUCCUCGGGUUUGAACUUGUCAAAGUCCUUAGAUAUGGGUAUGGGUAUGGGUAUGGGUACGGGCGCAGCAGGGGCGAGAGUCCUCGUUAAAGGGGAGAUGGAGAUUCCGAUUUGGGGAAUGGUUGAUUUUAGGAGGUUGGGGGGGAGGGGGGUGAAUGGGGGAGAAGGGGAAGAGCAGAGGGAUAUACCGUUUUUGCAGUGGGAGAAGGGUGUUGGGGUUGGUGCGGAGAGGAGGAGGGUGAGGAGGAAUUUGAUGAGGAAGGGGCAGGGGGUGUAG
Messenger RNA from Lentinula edodes (shiitake mushroom), 2640 nucleotides. RefSeq lists its product as uncharacterized. The transcript has 2 exons. Lineage: Eukaryota; Fungi; Basidiomycota; Agaricomycetes; Agaricales; Omphalotaceae. Gene Ontology annotation, biological process: cleavage in ITS2 between 5.8S rRNA and LSU-rRNA of tricistronic rRNA transcript (SSU-rRNA, 5.8S rRNA, LSU-rRNA). Gene Ontology annotation, molecular function: polynucleotide 5'-hydroxyl-kinase activity. The record is from RefSeq and is a predicted model, not a curated record. The coding region runs from base 1 to 2640 and encodes 879 amino acids. Gene Ontology annotation, cellular component: nucleus.